AUGGCUCUUGCUAUCUACCGCCGCUAUUAUUCGUCACUGGCGUUUGCUGACCGCUGGUACUGGACCGUGCCACUGCUCCAGGAAUCCGAGUGGGAGCAGGGCAAGAUCUACGACGAGGAUCCACCAAGCUGUAUCCACUACUUCAUAGAAUGGCGGGUCACCGUCAACAACAAGGCAGUGGUGAAGGACACGGAAGAAGACCUGGUCUUGGCCCCAAGUGCGUACUGGCAGCUUUUCUUGGAAAAGAAGCUACGGGCUGUCCUUGGACAGAAAUUCUCCCAUGACAGAAGGGUCAGAGCUGAUGACACUGCCAUUGUUGUGUCAGUCAACGACCGUUCCCAGCGUGACCUGACUAAGCGCUUCAACAAGACGGAUGUUGAUUGGAAUUCAAUUGAGAAACAGCUUCGGACGUGGUCGAGUCACUUCUGCCGAGGCAAGAGACUCACACUGAGGAUCAGUUUUAAUUACGUAGAGGAUUGCACUUCUCCACCCGCUGGACGGAAAGUCAAGAAGAGAGGUAAAUCGUCUGCCAUGAAGAGAAUGCUUGGCGAUCGAGAUAUCCAGCUAGACGCUGAAGAAUAUGCAUGUGGUCAGCCAUAUCCUCCUAUCAACAUCAAUGUCCUCCCAUCGCAGUCUCAUCUCCCUGGGUUGGACAUCACGGCUUCCAAGGCUGUUGACUCAGCUGGGCCGAAAGAGACGGGUCUAUUGAAAAUUCCCGGGUUCAAAGACGUAGCUGUCAAAGAAUACGGUGACUGGCUUGCAUCAAGUGUAUCCGAUGAUACCCUCAAGGCUGCAUUUCGGCAAGCGUGCGAUGUAACGCUGUCAGAUGGCUUUGGUCUUGAGCACAUCUACAAGGAUCAAAAUCCGGAAUUCUUCGUCAGCAAGGGGAUCAAACCCGGAAUUGCUCGAACUUUUGUUGAGAACAUUCGUGAAUGGGUUGAAAGCGUGAAGAAAGCUACGCCCGUCCUUGAGGUAAUAUAG
Molecule: messenger RNA, 981 nt
Organism: Aspergillus glaucus CBS 516.65
Lineage: Eukaryota; Fungi; Ascomycota; Eurotiomycetes; Eurotiales; Aspergillaceae
Exons: 2
Coding region: 1-981 (326 amino acids)
Source: RefSeq, a predicted model, not a curated record